AUGUCUGUCGAUCAGCCUGUUGGGGGCUCAGUCCCGCCAAACACUGCCCAUGCGAUAAGUGUAUCGCUCCCAACAUGGGAAGCUAAUGUGGGAUACGAAGAAGGGGAUGCAAAGAUUAUCAAUGCUAUGACUACUGGCUACCCAAGAUUCUUCAUCCAUAAGAGCAUCCAAUGCCUGGCCAACGAAGUGAUAGCUCGCUUCGGUAGGCAAGGAGAGUCUGCCAUGUUAUUCCCAUCCUCCAAAUCUGCUUCCUGCUGCAAGGACUUUCUCCUGUCAAAGGUGGCUGAGGAAGACAAGCCUGAGAUCCGUGUCAUACGGCUGGCCAUGCCGCCGCAGAUCACCCCGGCAGAGCUCAAUGGCAUCUCUUCGGAAUUAUAUGCUGUGCUUUAUCCCCAGAUAUAUGCUAGCGUUUCGAAGCAGGUAUGGCAACACACUGGAUCUGGGAUUUCUAGCCGGCGCGGUGAGUUUUGCCUCAAAGCAUUGAGAGAUGGCUAUCUGGUGGAAGAAUCUCAGGGGCAUGCUAGAGUUUCAAAGGUCGACAGUGUGAUUCAUAAAGGGCCAAAACGGUACCAGAAGCUUGGAUCUUGCGGUUCAGCAAAGAAAGUAGAGCCCACCAUGGGAGAAAAGUCAGCAAUGCAGGCGUCAGACGGAGGGGAGUUUGGCCAGUUCAUCGAAGAGCGAUUUGGUCGCAACUUGAACAUGUCACUGGCGAACAAUGCAAAGUUGGCAGUUAGACGACGGAUCGCAGGAUCUUUGACGACAGAUGCGGACUCCAAUGUGCCCCCUGAAGUUACUCCCGAACAGGCUCGUAUUUCAGGGCUAAAUGAAGAGCAUGUCUUUCUAUUCCCAACUGGGAUGAAUUCUAUAUUUAAUGUCCAUCAGCUGCUCCUUAGCGCCCGCGGGCCGAUGAAGAGCAUUUGUUUUGGAUUUCCGUACAUCGACACCUUGAAGAUCUUAGAGAAAUGGGGUCCGGGUGUCCAGUUCUACGGUCUUUGUUCGACGGAGGAGCUAGACGAUCUUGAAAGACGGCUGGAGUCAGGAGAAAGAUAUCUUGCAUUGUUCACCGAGUUUCCUGGAAACCCGCUUCUCAGGUCACCAGACCUUGAACGAAUACACUCCCUUUCGAAGAAAUAUGAAUUUGCUGUCGUCGUGGACGAAUCGCUAGGCAACUUUAUCAAUGUGAAUGUUCUGCCCUUCGCGGACGUUGUCGUCAGUAGCCUGACGAAGAUCUUUAGCGGAGAUAGCAAUGUGAUGGGCGGCAGCGCAGUCAUUAACCCUCACGGCCAAUUCUACGGACGGUUAAAACAGGUGCUUGCGAAGGAAUAUGAGGAUGACUACUGGGCAGAGGACGCCGUGUUCCUGGAGAGAAACAGUCGGGAUUUCGUCGUUCGUGUUGAACGGAUUAAUAAAUCAGCUGAGAUAUUGACGUCGUUAUUAGAAGUCUCUCCUUUAACAAAGGAGGUAUACUACCCCAAAAGCAGCCCGACUAAGUGCUUUUACGACAAGUGUCGUAAUCAGGAUGGCGGCUAUGGAGGUCUAUUCUCUGUCACUUUCCAUACGCCCGAAGCAGCUGCUGCGUUUUUUGAUAACCUUUCCGUACUCAAGGGACCCAGUCUAGGGACAAACUUCACCCUAAGCUGUCCGUAUACUAUCCUGGCGCACUAUCAAGAACUGGACUGGGCAAAAUCCUUGAAUGUUCCCUCUGAUCUGGUGCGAAUCAGCGUUGGCCUUGAAGAUGUAGACGACAUGAACAAGCGGAUCACAUAUGCCCUUGAGGCAGUAGAGAGACUGGGUAAAGGCACUUGA
This is a messenger RNA of Microsporum canis CBS 113480, 1806 nucleotides long. Its product is annotated as cystathionine gamma-synthase. The transcript is spliced from 5 exons. Gene Ontology annotation, molecular function: cystathionine gamma-synthase activity; pyridoxal phosphate binding. The coding region runs from base 1 to 1806 and encodes 601 amino acids. The record is from RefSeq and is a predicted model, not a curated record. Gene Ontology annotation, biological process: transsulfuration. Lineage: Eukaryota; Fungi; Ascomycota; Eurotiomycetes; Onygenales; Arthrodermataceae.